Molecule: messenger RNA, 411 nt
Organism: Penicillium lagena
Lineage: Eukaryota; Fungi; Ascomycota; Eurotiomycetes; Eurotiales; Aspergillaceae
Gene: acpA
Product: acyl carrier protein
Exons: 6
Coding region: 1-411 (136 amino acids)
Biological process (GO): fatty acid biosynthetic process
Cellular component (GO): mitochondrion
Molecular function (GO): acyl carrier activity; acyl binding
Source: RefSeq, a predicted model, not a curated record
AUGUUCCGCUCUGCCAUUGUGCGCUCCCUGCGGGCCUCGGUGCCUCGUGCUAUCCGCCCAUCCACCCCCUUCGUCCGCAGCUCGCCCGUCGUCGCGCGUGCGCAAUUCCAGCCCUGUGCUGUCUCCCAGGCCAUCCGCUUCUACUCUGCUCCCGCCGGUCUGGACCAGAAGGAGGUCGAGGGCCGGAUAGUGAACCUGUUGAAGAACUUUGACAAGGUCACCGAUGCCAGCAAGAUCAACGGCGCCUCGCACUUCUCGAACGACCUCGGUCUGGACAGCCUGGAUACCGUCGAGGUGGUGAUGGCUAUUGAGGAGGAGUUCAGCAUUGAGAUCCCCGACAAGGAGGCGGAUCAGAUCCUCAGUGUGGACAAGGCAGUCGAGUACAUCCUUGCCCAGCCCGACGCCCACUAA